Molecule: messenger RNA, 5199 nt
Organism: Symsagittifera roscoffensis
Lineage: Eukaryota; Metazoa; Xenacoelomorpha; Acoela; Convolutidae
Exons: 8
Coding region: 58-5019 (1653 amino acids)
Biological process (GO): TORC2 signaling
Cellular component (GO): TORC2 complex
Source: RefSeq, a predicted model, not a curated record
CGCCUCAAUUCAAUUACCUUUUCAGAACCUUUUUGAAAUGUCUAAAGAAACUUGGUUAUGAUGAUGGAAUUUCAAGAUGAAUUUGUAAACGCUUUCUUAGAGGCGUUUAUUCCGAAGAAGAAAUGGCCCAAUGAUUCAGUUGAAAGAAUAUUGAGAGAAGAAGACCGAAAAAAUGAAGUUUUGUUUCAUUUGGUUAAGGCUUCUGCUUUAAUCAGCAGUUACUGGGUAUUUCAACCCACAUGCUCGUCAGUGAUUUCAAUUAGAUCUCGAAAUUAUGCCUUCGAUUCCAAUACAAGCAGCUGUCUAUCUCAGUUUCAUUCGACAGCUGCAGUUUGCGAUCUACUGGCUCUUGGAUUGCUGCAAACUGACCAAGAUAUAAGAAGUAGUGUUUUAUCGUUACUAAAUCAGGUGCUUGUAUUGCAGUUGUCGAUUGAAAACUCUAGAAUGACUGAGUUUUAUGUAACUCAGAUUUUUUGUUCGAAUACGCAUCUUCUUAUUGCACGAUGUUUGGACUUAUGCUGCAAUCCUUCAACGCAAGAAGGAGAAUGCAUUGAAGCCCUUCGUUGUCUUCGAUCAAUUCUGAAAUAUGAAUCGCAUCUUUUCAAUAAAAACGCCAUUUUGUCAAUGGUUUCAUCGCUUGAGUCAAUAUUAAGAGAUUGCAUUGAAAUUUCAAAGAACGACCCGAAAGAAACUCGAAAACGAAGAGAUCUCGUAAAUCUUGCAGUUGGUUUAUCACUGAAUGAUCAGAGUAUUGGUUCGCAGCGCCGGUCUGAGACAUAUUUUUAUCCAGCUGGAUUGCUACAUAAAUCAGUUGCCCUUAUUUUACUUGAACUUCUGCGGCAUGACUGUGUUUCCGUUGUUAAAUCCCAUACAUUUUCCGUGCUCUUCGAUUAUAUGUCGCACUGUACAAAUGAGAAAUUUACGAAUGAGUUAUUUGCCGCUAUUCUUUGCUCGGUUGAUUACAGCGCUCUCAGACAUGUGAUGCUAAUUUCAAUUAUUCAACCACUGCUUUCAGACUUUUCUGUCAUGCCGUUUGCCCUGAAUAGUUUUGAAUUGGUUCAGCAGACUCUUCAGUUAAAAAUUGAAAAAUCAAAGCAACUUUUGAUCUCUUUGACAUCUUCAUGGACUGGACUAAUCUCUAUGGCUUCCACCGAUACAAGGACCGAUCAGUACUCGAAGUCAGGCUUAAAAUGUUUGAUGAAUGUAUUACAACUGGGAGAUCAUUACGUGAAAGUUGAAGUUCUACAAGUUUUUUCUUCUGUUCUUGGGAUGGGCUGCUCAGAUUCAAGUUUAGAAAGCUUACAAUUUGCGCAAAUCGAUUCACUUGCUUCAAUAUUCGACUCAAAUUUUUAUAUUUCUAUUGGCCCUGAAUUCAUUUCGGCGACAUUUGUCGAUAUGUUAUUCUACUUCCGACUGGUCUUGUUUAAUUGUCUCGCAGACGCCGGUUUGAUCAAGACCUUGACAAGUGUUUAUCAUAGAUAUGCAGUAUUGUCCUGUCAGACCACACAGUUGAAUGCAGAAUCACCAAACCAAACAAAUUUUACUCAGAUAGCAAAUUCUACUUUGAAGUUGAUAAAAGAAUUGCGCUCCACCUACUCUGCUAUUCUGCCUAAAUAUUUCUCCGGAUUUUUGCCUAAAAUUAACCAGAAAAAUUUGCAACAAGAUCUGCAAUUCGAGGCUCACGACGACGGAGUUUUCUUCAACGAAAUUUCAAAACGAACCUUUUCCGAACAUUCAAACGAGCAUGAUUUUAAAAUAACAACAUUAUCGUCUAUUUUUAUGGACCAUUUGAGCUUUCUGUAUGACCCGUGUUUGUCAGUUUUCCGAAACAACGGAAAAACAAACUUGAUGGCCCUUGAAACACAAAUAGCCCUGAUUAUCUUUGACAGUAAUGUUUUGGGUCAACAGUUCAUCGUUGUUGUCCAGGAAAGUAGAAUGCAACGGAAAUUCAAUCUGUCUAUACUUCAAACUUGGAAUUGGCCAGCGAUUUGCACCUGUCUCCGUUAUUUCGACUCUUUGCGCGAGGUGGGGUUCGGCAAAAUGGCGAAAACAGUCCUGGAUUUUGUCGAAUACCUCAUCACAUAUUUUAAGCCUUCUUCGAAGUAUUUUAGCAAGGAGAAAAUUCUUGUGGAACCAAGAGAAAACUCGGAAAAAAAUAGCGCUGAUACUGGGUCAAAAAUUGAGGCCGGAAGUUUGUUGUUUAAAUUUCUCGCUAGCAAUUACAAACAAAAUGAAAGCCGUGUUAGUGGUACAAGAACGGAUUUUUUUGGAUCUGGAACCCGUGAAGAAGAAAUCGAUUCUUUUUCUGAAAAAGCGAAAAAUCUUUUCAGUGAUAUUGCUGGUGAAAUUGCAAGCUCAAGUUCUGAACAUUCACGGUCAGUUUUCACGUCUGCAAACUUGGCUAAAUCUUUUUCGCAGCUGUAUUUUGUUUUUCUUGGAGCUUUGCCUUCUCAUAACAGACGAACCGUUCUUGACAAAUUCGGUUUAAUAGACAUUUUUGUGUCUACGUUGCUCUCGGGCGAAAAUGAGAUUCUUUGCAAGACUAUACUUAUAUGUAUGCCCUAUCGAGGUGAUCAAGGCACAAAUGAAUGUUCUCAACUCCUAGAAAUCUCAAUUAUGGUAUCAGCAACGAAGCAGCUGCGCAUUUUUGCCCUUCGCUUUCUUGAGCUAUUGAGCCACUUUUGGCUCAGAGCAAAUGAAAAGCUGCCAUGGAGUGAGUACGGGAAGAAAGAGUUUCCUUGGAUCGUGAACAUGUUGCUCGAAUCUGUAAAAAGCGAUGAUUGUGACAUACGGGAGCUAGCUUUGAACCAACUGAUCGCAUUGUCAGCAGACAAACGAAUCCUGCCAAUAAUCUUCAGUGGAAGCAAACCAUUUGAAUUGCUGAGCCUGUACGUCAUAGACUUCGAUGAAACUGGCAAUGAACCAAGACGAAAGGCGAACAAUAAAGAAAUGACUCAAUUGAAAUUGAUUUGUCUGUUCUCUAAGUUUUUAAUCACCCCCUUAGAGGUAGAAGAAAUGAAGGAAGAAGUCCAAAAUAUCUCCGGGGUUGAAAACAUUGAACAACAGCCAGAAGAAGAUGAGAAUGAAAAACUUCAUCUCAAUAACAGACAUUCCCAUAUCUCUGUCGAAAUACCGCAUGUCGGCGAAAAUCUGGCUAUUCAAAAACAAGGACUGGAUCUACUGCUGGAUGAGUACAACGACCAGGGAGUUGGUAGUACACUGUAUUACGUAAUAGUCGCAGUUUGGGUGAAGGGAAACUUCUGUGAGCGAUAUGCAAAAUGCGUUGAGCAAAUGAGUCUAGGAUUGUUCUCGAAACAUAUCAGAGAGGAAAGAAACAAAAAAAGAGGAUUCACGGAGUCUUCAAUUAUUCCUCCCCAUUUGUUCGGAGAGUUAUCCCAGUCAAGACGAGGUGUGAAUCUUCUUUUUCAAUUGUGUGGUGACAUCAUUUCGAAGCACGCCGAUUGGCUGACGAAGCUGGACCCGAGUGAGAAAGAGGCUGCAGCUGUCACGGCGGCCAUUUGGUCGAUAGCUCAGAUAGCCUCCUCUGAAGUUGGAUACGCGACGCUCCCUUUCGCUGCAGUCCUUCUGAUUGUUAUGCAAGCCGAGCAAUGUCGUGUCCUGUCAAUUCGCGGGGUUGCAAUGAUGGCAUUGAAUCUUCUCUGCGAAAGUGCUUUAAAAGCUAUUGCAAAAUUGGACUGGGUCUCACAUGUUUCCAGCCCAGUGCCAGAUUCGAACUCGGAGCCUUUGGAUCUCGAUGUGCUUUUGAGUUAUGACGCAAUGCAUAUAAUUUUCAGCAAUCCAGCGACAGUUGAAGUACUCUGUAGACAGUUUUGUCACGAGAAGAAUCCUAAAUUGAAAACGGAAGAAAAUAUUUUCGUUCAAAUUCCUCGAAGUGAAAGCAGAAAGGAGACGGAUGAUUUACACGACGGAAGCUUAACCCGAUGUACAACCGCUGAGGAAACUGGUGUGUCCGUUAUUGCAAGAAAUUCUACAAGAAGUGGUCAGCGGCGUGUGUUGCCCUAUAAAAUGAGGCAAAUAACCAAAAUAUAUACAGCAAAACGUGAUGGGAACUCCCUGGAAGUUUCUUUCGAGGAAUCUGAACAACGAAAUUCCAAAAGCGAUUUCUUCGAUUCCAAUGAAAUCGAUGACCGCUCAAGUUUUGCAAUGAAUGAUAAUGUUUUUCAACAAGAAAGUUUUUCUGGCGGUUAUGCGACCAAUAAUUUGACUUCGAAUGAAGAACCGAGGUCUUCCGGGGACCUGCCAAUGGUUCCAGAGAUCCGAGUGCUCUCUUCAACUCCUGUGCAUCAACCUAGGGUUAUAACUAUGCAGAGGGAUGCGGCCAAUUUCGAAAACAACCGAAACAGAUAUCUACGACCUCCAUCAAUAGACGGGGUUAGUUUCUCGGCCAAAUCUGAGAAUGAAUUCACUUCACCUCUAUAUCCGAGCAAUCAAUUUCACGAGUUCAACCGCAACAGCACGCUAACUUCUCUCGAUUCAAUAGCCAAUCUGCCGCACGAAGGGAAAAAUUGCCUCCAAUGCUUAACCAUUUACAACCUAAUCCAACUGUCAGCGUCACGAGAAACCGAAAAAAAUCCUGGCCGAUUUGGAAGUUAUUAUGGAUUCUCAACCAAAACUGAUGCCAUAUACUUGCCAAAAAAUUAUAGGGACAAAUUGCUGCUUUGGACAACCGAACUUUGCAGCUUCACAUCGACGAAAGUAGCUAAGAACAUGGACUAUUUCAUGCGUAAAUUCGUUUUCGGCUAUUUGAAACAUUCGAUGGUUUCAGACGCUUUCGAGGUCAUUGUGCGUGAGCGGUAUUUGAAUCUGAAAAACUUCAAGAAAGUGGAUAAACGAGACUUAGUCUGUCUUUACAGCGACUGCUUGCUGAUUUUGAAUCAGAAUGCAUGUUCAGCCGCUGCUAGACUUUUCAUCCACAAUUUGUUUCAACCUGUAAUUGACGAACAGUUGGCUAAACUGAGACAGCCUCCCUAUUUUUCAUCUGAUAGUAGCCAUCACUAACUUACCAUCCGUCUUCUAUCAUCAUUAAAGUCAUCUCUAAUUGACGCUUUCGACAAAACUAAAAAUUUAACUUUUGUAAAGACUGUACAUAGCGAAACAUGUAUAUAUUUUUAAUUGUAAGUCUAACAGAAUCCGAAAUUUAGAUGUAACAUAAUAAAUAAUUGCUUGACUAUAAUUGUC